Parastagonospora nodorum SN15 is the source of this 582-nucleotide messenger RNA. RefSeq lists its product as hypothetical. Gene Ontology annotation, molecular function: ATP binding; AMP kinase activity; ATP hydrolysis activity. The transcript has 2 exons. The record is from RefSeq and is a predicted model, not a curated record. Bases 1 to 543 code for a protein of 180 amino acids. Gene Ontology annotation, cellular component: cytoplasm; nucleus. NCBI's taxonomy places the organism in Eukaryota, Fungi, Ascomycota, Dothideomycetes, Pleosporales, Phaeosphaeriaceae.
AUGGCGCGAACGAACCCAAACAUUGUGGUUACGGGUACUCCAGGUGUGGGAAAGACGACACAUGCUGAGCAAUUAGCACAAGCGACGGGUUUCAAGCACAUUUCUGUAAACCAGAUUGUAAAAGACGAAGGAUUCCAUGAGGGCAAGGACGAGGAAACUGGAAGCUGGGUCGUCGAUGAAGACAAGCUCCUCGACUACCUAGAAGCUCUCCCCCUCCACUCCGACGGUGGCUACAUCCUCGACUGGCACGCAUGCGAUCUGUUCCCCGAGCGCUGGAUCGACCUCGUCAUCGUGCUGCGCUGCGACUCCACGCUACUUUACGACCGGCUAACGGCGCGCGGAUACAAGGGCAAGAAACUCGAGGAGAACAUGGACAGCGAGAUCAUGCAGGUUCUGCUAGAUGAGGCGCGCGAAAGCUACAAAGAAGAGAUUGUGGUCGAGUUGAAGAGCGAGAGCACGGAGGAUGUAGAAGGGAAUUUGGAGCGGAUAGAGGCGUGGGUGGAGAAUUGGAAGAAGGAUAAUGCUGGGAAUGGAGAGGCUUGAAGCAGCAGAGGCAUCGAGAAGAAUAAAGAUGUGAAUACU